Molecule: messenger RNA, 922 nt
Organism: Oryza brachyantha (malo sina)
Lineage: Eukaryota; Viridiplantae; Streptophyta; Magnoliopsida; Poales; Poaceae
Product: non-specific lipid transfer protein GPI-anchored 20-like
Exons: 3
Coding region: 41-637 (198 amino acids)
Source: RefSeq, a predicted model, not a curated record
GAGACGUGACAGCAGGCUAAUUAAGCUAAGCGGCACAUCCAUGGAGGUCAAGGCGGUCGCCGUGGCGGCGGCGAUGGUGGUGGUGGCGGCGUUGCUGGCGCCGGCGGCGGGGCAGGCGGUGGCGGCGUCGUGCACGGCGUCGCUGAUCACGAGCUUCACGCCGUGCUUCAACUUCGUGACCGGGAGCAGCGGCGGCGGCAACGGGACGGCGGGGAGCACGCCGACGGCGGACUGCUGCCGGUCGCUGGCAGCGCUGAUCGACACGAGCGCCGGCUGCGCCUGCCUCGUGCUCACCGGCAACGUGCCGCUCGGCAUCCCCAUCAACCGCACCCUCGCCGUCACCCUCCCCAGGGCCUGCAACUCCAUGUCCGUCCCCCUCCAAUGCAAAGAUACUUCAGCUCAGAUUCCAGGCGCAGGAGUACCCGUUGCAGUUUCUCCGGCUCUGCCACCACUGCCGCCAAGUCCGCCGGCGACACCUGAGGCCGGGUCGCCGACGACGUCGCCGGCGGUGCCGGCGGCCACGCCGCCGGCGACGAGCCAGACGCAGACGAGGCCGCAGGUGGUACCCAGCUCGGCAUGGAUGGCCGCCGCCCGUCUGCCUGCGUUUCUGCUGCUGCUACCUGCUGUGCUGUUCUGAAGUCUCUGAACUUCUGAAUCAGAUCAUUGUUUGGGUUCAUUGACCCAGCAAUUAGAUGUGUUGAUAUGAUAUUUUUUUUUGUGGCGUGUUUGACAGUUUCAGUGUCUCUGUUGUUGUUGUUGCUUGAUUAAUUACUGUAGGAGAGAGUUUGUGUACGGAUUAGUAGCAUUGUUUACCAGUGGCUUGGGUUAUUUGUUGUACUGAAAUUCCAUUCAUUUUGUGGAAAUUCAUGAGCUGGAUUAUUGGUUGUAUUGGAAUUCCAUGCUAUAUUAUAAGAUGUUUUUU